Messenger RNA from Lolium perenne, 593 nucleotides. The record is from RefSeq and is a predicted model, not a curated record. NCBI's taxonomy places the organism in Eukaryota, Viridiplantae, Streptophyta, Magnoliopsida, Poales, Poaceae.
AUGGCGGACACGCCGGCGGCAAUGGCGGGCAUGGUGGCGCACGACCAGCAGCAGCAGCACCACCAUAGGAUGAGGCGGCGCCCGCGGGCAUCGAGCGAGUACCUGGGCGUGCGGUGGCGGCCGUGGGGGCGGUACGCGGCGGAGAUCCGCAACCCCUUCACCAAGGAGCGACACUGGCUCGGCACCUUCGGCACCGCCGAGGAGGCCGCGCUCGCGUACGACCUCGCCGCCGUCUCCAUCUCCGGCCCCGGUACAGCGCGCACCAACUUCUGCUACCCUGCCGCCGCCGCCGCUGCCACGUCCGCGUAUCCUCCGGUUACUGCACCACCUUGUCCGCCAAAACAGCUGUCUCCGCCGGCGUCGCCGUUCUACUAACAAUAUAUUGCCAAUGAUGAAUACUGCCUUCCAAUCGAGGUCGACGCCGAGGCCGACAACGAGUCACUGACGAUCGCCACCAUACUGCAGAGUUUCCAGCACCAAAGUGUUCGAAGAUCAUCUUCUGUUUCUCUGUACUAGGAGUUUGGAGAGAUCGCUUAAAACAUCCGAAUUCUUUUUGAAUGCUUUGGUGCACACAGAAAUGGGGAUAUGUUCCA